AUGGGCGACAAUUUUGAAACAUCAAACGAUGGAGGAAAUAUUUCCGGGCCGAAGAAGCAGAUUAUUCUGAAUGCUUUUGUCAUGAAUACUCCGGGCCAUUUGGCACCUGGGCUCUGGAAACACCCAGGGAACAAGACCGACCAGUACAAGAAACUCUCCUUUUGGACAGACCUUGCUCAGUUGCUAGAUAAAGCAAACUUCCAUGCGAUGUUUAUUGCAGACACACUGGGCCCUUACGAUGUGUACAAGGGCCCGGCCAAUGUGGUUCCUGCACUGGCAUCGGGUGCGCAGUUUCCAGUCAACGACCCACUAUAUCUAGUCCCAGCAAUGGCAGCCGUGACAAAAAAUCUCAUAUUUGGGGUCACUGCUAGUUUGACUUACGAGAAGCCCUAUGCGCUCGCUCGCCGACUCACCACUGUCGACCAUCUUAGUGAAGGCCGCGUCGCAUGGAAUAUCGUCACAUCCUAUCUGGAUAGCGCUGCACGAAACCAUGGGUUGAAAGACCAAAUUCCCCACGAUGAGAGAUAUGCAAUCGCUCAUGAAUAUAUGGAAGUGGUCUACAAGCUCUGGGAAGGAAGUUUUCGAGACGAUGCUGUGCUUGCCGACCGUCAACUCGGUACAUACAUCGCCAGCGACGCUGUGCUUCCAAUUAAUCACAAGGGUAAAUAUUUCGAGGUUCCUGGUCCGCACUUCUGUGAGCCAUCACCCCAAAGAACACCAUUUUUGUUCCAAGCUGGGGUCUCCGAGGCGGGUAAUGGGUUUGGAGGCAAGCAUGGAGAGGCGAUUUUCAUCGGCGGCCAAACUCCAGAGACUACUCGUGCGACCGUGGAGAAUAUUCGAAAAAUUGCUCAGCAGGAAGGUCGCAAUCCAAAUCACCUGAAGAUUAUUGUGGGAAUCAAUGUGAUUAUCGCCGCAACGGACGCGGAAGCAGAAGCGAAACGAGAGGAGUAUUUGCAGUAUGCAGAUUCGGAGGGUGCCCUGGCGCUGUUUGGCGGAUGGACUGGUAUCGACUUGUCGGGUUAUUCGGACGAUGAGGAUUUCCGCUUCGCAGACUCGCCACGAGUUCAAUCUAUCGUGCGCAGAUGGUCUGCAACCGUUCCCGGUACAGAUAGUCUGCCGUGGACGAAGAAACGCAUCGUGGAAUACAUCAGUGUUGGUGGGCUCCAGGCCAAGGUAAUUGGUAGCCCCACAACGGUCGCAGACGAAUUAGAGCGAUGGGUUGAAGUAUCUGGAGUUGAUGGAUUCAAUCUCGCCCAUAUUGCGAAUCCUGGAACAUUUGAAGACAUCAUCGAGUUUCUGCUCCCUGAACUACGACGACGAGGUCGUUUCCGGUCAGAGGUGGAGCAUGAGGGAGCGACUGCACGAGAAGUUUUUAUUGGAUCCAAACGGCUGCCAGAGGAUCAUCCAGGCAGCAAAUACAAGUGGCGAACCGGGGAAAAGAUUCCCAAAUAUCUGCAGGGAGACGGGUUUGGUGAAGGAAACGAUGGGCCUUCGCACUAG
This is a messenger RNA of Penicillium subrubescens, 1500 nucleotides long. Its product is annotated as LLM class flavin-dependent oxidoreductase. The transcript has a single exon. Gene Ontology annotation, molecular function: oxidoreductase activity, acting on paired donors, with incorporation or reduction of molecular oxygen; monooxygenase activity. The coding region runs from base 1 to 1500 and encodes 499 amino acids. The record is from RefSeq and is a predicted model, not a curated record. NCBI's taxonomy places the organism in Eukaryota, Fungi, Ascomycota, Eurotiomycetes, Eurotiales, Aspergillaceae.